Mya arenaria is the source of this 2737-nucleotide messenger RNA. RefSeq names its product ADP-ribosylation factor 1-like. Gene Ontology annotation, biological process: intracellular protein transport; vesicle-mediated transport. The record is from RefSeq and is a predicted model, not a curated record. Gene Ontology annotation, cellular component: cytoplasm. The transcript has 6 exons. Bases 206 to 766 code for a protein of 186 amino acids. NCBI's taxonomy places the organism in Eukaryota, Metazoa, Mollusca, Bivalvia, Myida, Myidae. Gene Ontology annotation, molecular function: GTPase activity; GTP binding.
UGUCUCUGAUCUAUCUACGGAGGCUACCAUAGCUUGCUGGUACGUUAGACAAACGGUGCUUAAUUCCGUGGACUGCUGGAAUAAGCGGCAAACUGCAUAAUAAAAAGCAGUUAAAUGAAUUGAUGGGAUUAGUGAAAAGUGUCCUUAUAUAGAUUGAAAGUGUUCAUGACAGACUCCCAACACCCUGCCUAAAGUGACAGACGAGAUGGGGAAUCUUUGGACGAGAUUCAAACAUAAAAAAGUCCGAAUUUUACUGCUAGGUUUGGACGGGUCGGGGAAGACCACCCUGUUAUACCGCCUUAAACUAGGGGAGGUGAUGACAACACUCCCCACUUUAGGGUUUAACGUGGAGACACUGAGCUAUAAAAACAUCACGUUCAUCACAUAUGACAUCGGCGGUGGUGCCAAAGUGCGCAAUGUGAUCCCCCAUCACUUCGAAAGCAGAGACACUGUUGUCAUUGUGAUAGAUGGCUCGGACUCCGAGCGUCUGGAUGAGCUAAACCGUGACAUCAUCAAGCCUGCUCUGGACUCGGAGGAUCUUGCAGACAGCAUCUUCCUGUUCCUGGUCAAUAAACACGACCUUCCCAAUUGCCUGAGUGCGGAGGAGGUUGCUGCCAAGUUGAACUUGAAGGCGUUGAAACAUUCCUGGCACAUCCUGGCAAUAAGCGCCGAUCGAGGGGACGGACUUACUGACAGUUUGGACUGGCUCGCAUCUCGCCUGUGCCCCUCUUCAAAAUUUCUCCGAAGAACUCCACCCGUACUUUGACCAUCCAAUUGCGUUCAUAUCCCCGAUGAUAAUGGCAUCAACCCCGCAAUUCAUUACUUAUAUUUACACCAAACAGUUCAUAAUUUCAUUCAAGAAUUGUUAAAUAAAUACUUCAUUUCAUUUAAGGAUACCUUUCAGUAAUCCUUUCUUACCCAUUCUGUAAAUAUAACGACCCGACUGUAACCGGAAACAUUUUUUUCAAAUGACGUCACAAUAACGCGGGAAAUGAUGAACUACUUGAAAUCACUUUUAAACGUAAAAUUGAAACACUUAUGACAACAAUACAUUUCAAAUAUAAUAAAUUAACACUUUCUAAAAUGUUUAUUUCUACUUUACGGGACCAUCUGACACAAUUCAAACAAUAACCAGAUCAAUAGUUUUUAUGUAUAUUGUUAAGCGAUGAAUUGCGAUCCGAACAUAUCCGAAGAUGUUGCGUUCAUCGAUCGACAAACGCAAUUGCCAAAAAGGCAGUUCAUUUAAGGAAUGGAAGUUGAGGUGUAAAUAUUUAUAAUUGAUCUUCAAUUUUCUAUGUAGACUCUGAAAGGGACUCGCUCAUGUUUUUGAACCAACAUUUAAUUUCCCGAAAAUUCAUCUGAAAAUGAGUAAAAAAAUAAUUUGGUUUUAGUGAGGAGAGACACUUUAUUAAAUAUAUUGGUGACAUUACAUGACAAUGUAAUGCACCAGUCAAUUGUUACCACGGCUCCCCCAGGUCCGGGGAAUAGCGGGGACUUUGACUUUCGGUCCAGCCAAGCCCGGGCAAAAUCCCCGCUCUGCGGGGACGAACUUCUGGUAAAAUCCCCGCCAAAUGCCCCUGCACCCCAGGGACCUUAGGUAAGGCCCAUUCCCCGCUAUUUUUUGCGACAAGACAAAACCACCGCAUUCACCCGGCACUGCAGGGCCACCUGGAAGGUAAAAAACGGCCCAUUUUCCCGGCUAUGCCCGGUAUACCCCCGGACCUUGGUGGCCGUGGUCACAGUUGAUUAGUGCAUAUUCUACCAGUCGCGGAACAUGCCCUUCAGGUUUCUAAUGUUUAUCAAAAUUGUGGUCUUCAAAGAAAAUAUUUGAGCAAAUAUCAACAUUUGCUGAAGGGGACCAGCUGUCAGUAUCUUAGUUUCAACACUCCUAAUGAUUUGCUACAAUAUAUUUCGUGUUUUUUUUUAUUCGUUAAAAGUGCAUUUUACAAAUCAUGAACGAGUCCCUUUACAACAUAACGUUUGCUGUAUCUGAUAUUUGUUUUUGUUUUUUUUUUUCUCGCUAUGAGAUGGCAUUUUAGAUAAAUCUAGCUGUAACCAGUCACUGCAGACAGAUGCUCAGAAUAGGAAUGAUUUUUUUUCCAUUCACAACACAUCGGCCAUUUUCCAUCGAAAACAACCUUGGAUGUAUAUGGGCGGUUCACAAUGUCAGAAAUCCUUACAUUUAACUACGCUGCAUUAAGUAGAUCGCGUAGUGAUUUCAAUGUAGCAGUUAAACUUUAAGACGUUACUCUUGAGAAUCUUUAUCAUUUAUGCAAUAAUUAAUUUCCCUGGCAAUCAAUUUAAACUUAGUUAUACAAAAUACACGUUAAAACACUGCAAAUAAUUAUUUACUUAUUUAUUUUACAAACCACUUUCAUGUACCGGCAUACAUCCGAGGUUGUAUUCAAUGGGUUCCGAAUUAUUAUUUUUUUCAGAUGAACACGAUAAAAUGAACAAGACAUUAUUGAGACAUUCGUCAACUUAUUUAAAAUUUGAAAAAAAAUGUUAACCAAGAACGUUCAGAUUUUUGCGUUUCUAUUUCGCAACAUAUGUACACUAUACGUCAUAAUGAUAUUAAUUAUAAACUUGUACAUUGUAUAUCGAGUUCAUAACUUGUGUUUCAUAUAUAUUUACUUUUAGUGUAUUAUCAUUUUAUUUAAUUGUCUUUCAUUGUUCGGCCUUUGAUACAGAUAAUAUAUUUUAGAUCAUCUUACAUUAAUGGUUUGUUGUAUUUGUA